Talaromyces marneffei is the source of this 1215-nucleotide messenger RNA. RefSeq lists its product as uncharacterized. The record is from RefSeq and is a predicted model, not a curated record. The transcript is spliced from 2 exons. Bases 1 to 1215 code for a protein of 404 amino acids. Gene Ontology annotation, cellular component: nucleus. Gene Ontology annotation, biological process: response to oxidative stress. Lineage: Eukaryota; Fungi; Ascomycota; Eurotiomycetes; Eurotiales; Trichocomaceae.
AUGUCCACUACCAUCUCGAGCUCAGUAUCGCGGUCCGGAACUCCCCUUGGUACCAGACCGCCUUCAACAAUCACCACCACCUCAACAACCGCAGCCACAUCAUCCUCAGAUCCAACCUCAAAUCCGCACAGCGACAACAGUAGCAACAAUUACUUUUCCUACCCCGUGACCAGGGUAGUAUCCGGUCUAUAUCGACGCCUGACUGAUCCACCUCAAAAGAGCAACAAUAAUAAUACCAGCAAUGCGAACAAUAUGAACAGCUCACGCUCAUCCUCCACAUCCCUCUACAUCCCCAAACGAACCGCCUCGCCUUUCCAGCCUCCUCCUCUCACACCAUUAACACUCAAUUCAUCUACCGCCACUGGCUCUUACAUCCUCUCCCGCGCCCUCGCGGAAGAAAUCCGCCUCCUCGUGCCCCCUCGACUCCAACUAGUCGAUACAUGGCGCCUAGCCUACAGUCUUGAACGCGACGGCUCCUCCUUGAGCACACUAUACGACCACUGCAGGAAAACAAGCGAACGACACCCCCGCGCUGGGUAUGUGCUAGUAGUACGCGAUACGUCCGAUGGCGGAGCAGUGUUUGGCGCGUAUUUGACAGAUGCGCCGCACCCAGCGCCGCAUUUUUAUGGGACGGGGGAGUGCUUUUUGUGGAGGGCUAGUGUUCUGGGGCUGGCGUCACAGCAGGGGGUGUGGAAUCAUACCCACCACCACCACCAUCACCACCACCAUAACCAUACUAAGCAUAAUGAUAAUCACGAAGACGAUGAGCAAGAGAGUAAUGGGCAUGACUUCCAUACAAUGACAGACGAAGAACUCCAACGCGCCGGCUUCCCUCCUCCGCCGAGCGCCGACACGACACAUGCAGUACGAAGUACAACCGUGAGAGCGAGCACGCCAACUUUACGAUCUGACAAAAAGAGCAAUAAUCUCCUAUCCUUACCAACCGAAUCCAGCGCAAACAAUAGCGGCACAAGUACACCCGAACGCAUCAGGUUCAAGGCUUUCCCUUAUAGUGGUAUGAAUGAUUACAUGAUAUUUUGUGAGACGGGGUUUUUGAGUAUCGGUGGAGGGGACGGCCACUACGGUCUAUGGAUCGACGACUCCGUAGAAAAGGGAGUUAGUGAUUCAUGCCCCACGUUUGGAAAUGAACCUCUUUCGGACGAAGGGUCCAAGUUUGAUAUUCUGGGGUUGGAGAUUUGGUCUAUUAGUACAUAA